Vitis riparia (riverbank grape) is the source of this 2132-nucleotide messenger RNA. RefSeq names its product glutamate receptor 2.8-like. Gene Ontology annotation, cellular component: plasma membrane. Gene Ontology annotation, molecular function: signaling receptor activity; ligand-gated monoatomic ion channel activity. NCBI's taxonomy places the organism in Eukaryota, Viridiplantae, Streptophyta, Magnoliopsida, Vitales, Vitaceae. The coding region runs from base 898 to 1929 and encodes 343 amino acids. The record is from RefSeq and is a predicted model, not a curated record. The transcript is spliced from 3 exons.
CAGCUUAAGGAUGGACAGUUGGAACCAGUGGCAUUCCAACUAGUAAAUGUAGUUGGAAAUGGGGUCAAGGGAAUUGGAUUUUGGACACCAAAACAUGGAAUUUCACGAGAACUUAACCUGUCAGAUAGCCAGCUCUAUUCAACAUCUACGAACAGUCUUCAACCUACCAUCUGGCCUGGACUAUCUGCUGUUACCCCAAAAGGUUGGACAAUGCCAGUGAGUGGAAAGAAAUUGAGAAUUGGAGUUCCAAUGAAAGGUGGUUUUACUGAAUUAGUGAAGGUGGAUCGCGAUCUGCAAACUGGUGUAGUUUCUGUAUCUGGCUUCUGCAUAGAUGUGUUCAAGGCUGCAGUUGAAAAUUUACCUUAUGCAUUAACUUAUGAGUUCAUCCCCUUUGACAAUUCUAAUGGAAGCAGUGCACUAACCUACACUGACCUUGUAUUCCAAGUCUAUCUCCAGGUUAGUUUUUGCCUCCUCAACCUAUUCUUCGAACUCAUUUAGCAACUCCAUGCCUUCUUUUUUCUAGAUGCUUAGAGCAUUCACAAGCUAUGUUGAUGCAAGCCCAUCAAACGAAUUUACCAAAUAUGAGUCACUAAAACAUAUUCCAUGAUCAUAAUUGAACUCUAUAUGGAGGGUUUGGGAUCACUUGCUUCUGAAGUUACUGAUUAUGAACAUUUUUAUGGAACAUAUGUUGUCCCUUAGUAGAUGUUGACCUAACAUCACCACAUGUUUGAAACCAUAUCAAACUAUCUUCCCUCUAGCAUGUUCUCAUAUGUCAUAUUUUGUUUUGGCAAGGGAACCAAUUAGGUUUUUGAUGCAGUGGUGGGGGACGUUACAAUCACAUCAAACUGAUCUUUGUAUGUGGACUUUACUUUGCCUUAUACAGAGUUAGGUGUGGGCAUGGUGGUGCCUAUUGAGAUUGGAAAAGCCAAGAACAUGUGGAUCUUUUUGGAGCCUUUGACAGUGGACCUUUGGCUUGUUAGUGGUGCUUUUUUCAUUUUGACAGGGUGUAUUGUUUGGUUCAUAGAACGCAAAAUCAAUGAUGAGUUUAAGGGCUCAAGGGCUCAACAAGUUGGAAUGAUAUUCUGGUAUUCAUUCUCAACCCUGGUAUUUUCACAAAGGGAAAAGUUGAUAAGCAACUUGUCCAAGUUUGUGGUGAUUGUAUGGCUAUUUGCUGUGCUCAUACUAACUUCAAGUUACACUGCAAGUUUGAGUUCAAUGCUAACUGUCAAUCGACUUCAAAUGCUUCAGAAAGGGAGUUUUAUAGGUUAUCAAAAGGGAUCGUUAGCUAGAGAAGUAGUUAAUAAUUUAAAUUUUGCAAAUUCCUCGCUUCAAACAUAUGGAUCUAUUGAAGCCUAUGCUCAUGCCCUAACAGAAGGAAGUAAAAAGGGUGGAGUUUCUGCCAUCAUUGAUGAGAUACCUUACAUUAAGCUCUUUCUUGCACAAUAUGGUGACCAGUACACCAUGAUCGAACCCGAAUAUCUUACCACCAAUGGAUUUGGCUUUGUUUUUCCAAAAGGGUCCCCUUUGGUCUCUGAUAUUUCAUGGGCAAUAGCAAAGCUAAGAGAAGAUGGUAAACUUGAUAUGAUACAGCAAACUUGGUUUCAAGACCAAUCGGUUUUUAAGAAGCAAAAGUCUCCAACAAAACCAAGCAUCCUCGACUCCUACAGCUUUCGUGGCCUCUUUCUAGUCACGGGUACCUCUUCAACUCUAGCCUUGAUCAUAUUCUAUGUUUUCCUGAUCAGGAACAAAUUAACCAGUGAAGGACAACCUCAGCUUAGCAAUCGAAUUGCGCAAGAACCUUUAUCUGAUGGUAGUAUUAGUAUGUCUACAGCUGCACUAGACAUUUCAGACCAUCCAACUGAUAACAAUAUCUCAACUGAAGGAGAGGAGAAUUUGAGUAACACUAAUAAUGGAAACCAACCUUCAUAACUAUUAAUUGCAGAAAUACAAUUCAAAUGACUAAUAAGUUUUAGAUGACAAUUAUCCUGCAAAUGAAUUCUAGUGGUUUAUAUGAAAAUUUUAAAGUAUUUGAUCCAACUUAUGAUGAAAUGUGUGCAAGAGGGAGUGGAGAUCAAAAUCACUGACAACUAUUUUGGGAGAGUAUGACUCCAAGGCCAACCAUUGAGCCUCCA